Molecule: messenger RNA, 639 nt
Organism: Plasmopara halstedii
Lineage: Eukaryota; Oomycota; Peronosporomycetes; Peronosporales; Peronosporaceae
Product: zinc transporter 5-like
Exons: 1
Coding region: 1-639 (212 amino acids)
Biological process (GO): transmembrane transport; zinc ion transport; intracellular zinc ion homeostasis
Cellular component (GO): membrane; Golgi apparatus
Molecular function (GO): zinc ion transmembrane transporter activity
Source: RefSeq, a predicted model, not a curated record
AUGUAUGGCGUCUACCUCCACAUAUUGGCAGAUACGCUGGGCAGUGUGGGUGUCAUCAUCUCGUCAAUCCUUAUUCAUUUGUAUGAGUGGCACGUUGCUGACUCAGCAUCUUCUGCACUCAUCUCACUGCUCAUUUUGACCAGUACGCUUCCAUUAAUUCGUGAUACGGCUCGACAGUUGCUGCAAGGAGCUCCACGUGAGAUACAAGGUAGCGUAAAUGCAGCUUUACAGGAAGUCCAGUCAUCGAUUCCUGGGGUAGAGCGAAUUGCACAGUGGAAUAUCUGGCAUCACGCAGGAAAUAUGCAUGUUGCGACGUUGCAUCUUGAGGUUGCUGUCUCGGCAGAUGAACAGCAAAUAUUACUACAGACGCAAUACAUCUUUCGGCGUCAUGCACGUCUCGACGAGUUUCUUUCUGUUCAGAUUUCAAAACCUAAGUUGAUUAGUACAAUAGGUCAUGAAGGACUGAUGAUGACUGGAUGCAGCGCUGACCAUGGCCACAAUUAUGACCACAGCUAUGAUCUCGAUCAUAUUCAUAGUUGUCACCAUGCUCACAAUCACAACGAGAAGCUUGUGCUAAACAACGGCAUUUAUUUGUCCGUGCCACCUCAUCAGCAUGUUUCUGGUAUUGGGCACUCAUGA